Molecule: messenger RNA, 2949 nt
Organism: Planococcus citri (citrus mealybug)
Lineage: Eukaryota; Metazoa; Arthropoda; Insecta; Hemiptera; Pseudococcidae
Gene: AMPdeam
Product: AMP deaminase
Exons: 14
Coding region: 651-2774 (707 amino acids)
Biological process (GO): IMP salvage; AMP metabolic process
Cellular component (GO): cytosol
Molecular function (GO): AMP deaminase activity
Source: RefSeq, a predicted model, not a curated record
UGUUCUCGUUGAUUUACGACGACGACGCGCGUUUUCUUCUGUACCUAUAAGUACCUACUAAGUAGUGUAUAACCUACGUACUCGUAUUCUACGUAAACCUAUACGUACGUGGUCGACGAACAGUAUUUAUCCGUCAACAGCCGGCAGUAGCGUACCAUUUUCAUCAUCUUUGUGGGAAAAGCGGUGUUUUUCCUGUGCGCCGAAUUCUGUGUUGCGGUGUCGGUGUUGGUGUGCCUUCAUUUCAUUACACCGGUAAUCGUUAAAUGGGUAAUACUCGUAUAACGUAACCGUGUUUAAUCUAAAAGUCGCGUGGACUCGGCGUUGGAACGUGUCGCGGUAAUAUUUUCGUAUUAUUUGAUGAAUAAUUAGCCUUCCAUCGUUUCGUAUCGUUUCGUUUCCCUACCUAGACCUACCUACUCGUAUAUACGUUUCGAUGUUUAUUGUUGUUAUUCGAUAUCGCCCCGUUAAAUUUCGAUUCGCUACUGUAUUCGAUAGUACUAUUACCGACACCGACACUGUUUGCGAAUAAUAUUGAUUCUCGAAUGUGUUGGAAAAUUUCUCUUUCCAUUGAGCUAUGGUAAUUAGUCAGCAUAACGGGUUAAUGUGUUCGAAUUUUAUCCGAAUACGACGACCUAAGGUUAUUUUUAACCAUGUUUGGGUUAGCUGUGGAUGUAAAACGAUGGCUGAGGGACUUGAAUGACAUAAGAGCUCUGAAAGAUUUAGAAGAAAAACGAAGCCAUUUAUCGAUGGGUGGCCGAACUGGACCGAAUUCUAUCAAAGAUGACCAAGAUUUUCCUUUCAAUAUCGACGAACAUGACUUCGUUCCGCAUUUUCAACGCGUUUCCAUUAGCGGAGAGGAUAACUUGAGCCAAUCAUUGGCUGAUGACCUUCAUCGUGCAGCUACAUUCAUUGUGGAAGCCUUAAGUAUACGAGAACGUUAUAUGAAAAUAUCACAACAAUCAUUCCCAUCGACUACUUCCAGAUUUCUGCAUUCCGUCGAAGAAGGAUAUACUCAUAACAAUAUCGUACACGAAGAUAAAAAGACUAUCGAAGAUCACCCUAUUCACGUACCUUUAUCGGAUAAAAACCCUUGGCAUGCUGAUUUUUAUGAAUCCAAGGGAUACGUCAUCAAGUCGAACAAAGGUGUAUUUCAAGUAUACGAGAAUGAGGAAGCAGCCCGUAACGACACUCCAAAGGAUUACUUUUAUCCAUUAUUAGAGACUUAUAUAAGUGAUUUGAAUAGAAUAUGUACCAUGAUGGCGGAUGGACCACUGAAAUCGUUUUGCUUCCGAAGGUUAUGUUACUUGUCUUCGAAAUAUCAAUUACACGUUUUAUUAAACGAAGUUCAAGAAUUAGCUGCGCAGAAAGCUGUUCCUCAUAGAGAUUUUUAUAAUAUUAGAAAGGUGGAUACCCAUAUUCACGCAGCCUCGUGUAUGAAUCAAAAACAUUUGUUACGAUUUAUUAAAAAGACGAUCCGAGAAAAAGAGAAUGAGAUAGUUACUCGACAUCGAAAUGGGGAAACAAUGACUCUUAACGAUGUCUUCAAAUCAAUGAAUUUAACCGCUUAUGAUUUGACUGUUGAUAUGUUGGAUGUGCAUGCGGAUAGGAAUACUUUUCAUAGAUUUGACAAAUUCAACGCGAAAUAUAAUCCAAUUGGUGAAAGUAGAUUAAGAGAAGUGUUCUUAAAAACGGAUAAUUACAUUCAAGGCAAAUACAUCGCCCACAUUAUCAACGAGGUUGCUUCCGAUUUAGAAGAGAGUAAAUAUCAAAAUGCCGAACUUAGAUUGUCUAUUUAUGGAAAAACGAUGGACGAAUGGGAUAAAUUGGCCAAAUGGGCAGUCACGCAUAAUGUUUACUCUCCCAAUGUUCGUUGGCUUGUUCAAAUACCCAGAUUAUACGACGUUUACAAACUGAAUAAAAUACUAGGCGAUUUCCAAGAAUUUCUCAGUAAUGUGUUUUUACCAUUGUUUGAAGUAACCAAUGAUCCGAGUAGUCAUCCGGAAUUGCACAAGUUUUUGAAAUAUGUUAUUGGAUUCGAUUCGGUGGACGAUGAAAGUAAAUCGGAAAAUCCUCUUUUGGACCGCGAUGUUUCAAUACCUAGCGAAUGGAACGAUGAAGAAAACCCUCCGUAUUCGUAUUAUCAAUAUUAUACGUUUGCCAAUUUGACUGUACUUAAUCAUCUCCGAAGAGAACUAGGUUUGAAUACAUUCGUGUUUCGUCCUCAUUGUGGAGAAGCAGGCCCGUAUCAACAUUUGGUGUGCGGAUUUAUGCUCGCUGAAAACAUAUCCCAUGGAUUACUAUUAAGAAAAGUUCCGGCGUUGCAGUAUUUGUAUUAUUUGGCGCAAAUUGGCAUUGCCAUGUCUCCGUUGAGUAACAAUUCUCUAUUUUUGAACUACUAUAGAAAUCCAUUACCAGAAUAUUUAGCUAGGGGCUUAGUCGUUUCUAUCUCUACGGAUGAUCCGUUACAGUUUCAUUUUACAAAAGAACCGUUAAUGGAAGAAUAUAGUAUUGCGGCACAAGUAUGGAAACUCAGCUCGUGUGAUAUGUGCGAAUUAGCCCGACAUAGUGUCAUGAUGAGUGGAUUCCCUCACGAAUCUAAGCAGCAUUGGUUGGGACCAAAUUAUACUAAAGAAGGAGUAGCUGGCAAUGAUAUUACUAGAACCAAUGUUCCAGAUAUUAGAGUUGCUUUCCGAUAUGAAACACUCAUCGAAGAACUCUCAAAUAUUUUCAAAGCUGCAGAUGGAAUUGAGAAAGAUUCAGUUUUAAAAUUUUAGAUUCCUGAGUAGUAUCGUGUUUUAAAUAUAGGGUCAUUGAUAAUUAUUACUUUUUUACGUUCUUUUUGAAUAAAACAUCUUAGAAUGUUUUGUACCUUCAUAACGAAAAUGUGAUUGUUUUAUUACCUUUAGUAAUCAUUGAUAUUAUUCAAUAAAAAUAUGUAUUUGCUUUUAA